Molecule: messenger RNA, 1674 nt
Organism: Seminavis robusta
Lineage: Eukaryota; Bacillariophyta; Bacillariophyceae; Naviculales; Naviculaceae
Source: the annotation of a GenBank genome assembly
AUGAACUUGGAAGAGAAAGUCAAGCUAUGCAAUGCGUUUCGUCCCUUCUUGAGAGACGAGGAGACCAGUGGUCUCAAAGCACAAUUGAGGCGUGCCUCUGCUGCCAACUCAAAAUCUAUCGUGCGGCGACUGCUUCAAAAAGCAGGCACCAACUGCGAUCUCAACGAUGCCGAUCCCUACGGAAACGGAGACCAAACUCCCAUUGUAAAAAAUGGGGAACAUCAGGCUCAGAUACUACGUGACCUCUUUAAUGACUGCGAGGACCUGGAAAAUUGCUUACGCGAAUAUGAUCAGCGACAUAUACCAUCAGUCACCAGGAUGAGUCCUUUUGUCUGGAACUGCAUCAGGGGAGAUCGUCGAGCAGUGGAAACGGAACUGAAGGCUCUGUCAACCUUCGAAGCGCGAACAAACUUAUUGGAGUAUCGGGUCACUGCUAUGCGCAUGUCACCUCUCAUUAUCACCAUUGCUUGCUCGAAGCAUCCCAAAACAGUUCAUUUCUACACAAAUCAACCUGUGAAAUUGAUGAAACAUGUGGAAGUUGUUCGAAUUCUCUUACAGUAUGGGGCCAGUCCUAAUGCCAAGGAUGUCACUGGAAAAACAGCAUGCCAUUAUGGUGCUGGAUCAUGUGCUACCAAGGAUACCCUAUCCAUGACUGACAUGUGCAUCAGAGCUAAUGAGACCUCAACAUUUGUGGGCCGCGGAGUGGUGCUAGAUGGACUUGGGAAUCAGGGCUAUAAUGAAAUGGUGGGCACUCUUGGAGGCUUUGUCUCUGAAACUGGGAGGAGAGUCUUUCAUCCAGUUCAAAACGUCAAUGAAGAGAUGGCUGUCAAACCCGACAAUAUUUUUGUGCAAUCAAAUCGGAAUGCUGCUGAAAACGAAGCCACUAGGAGUGUAUGUAUAAUGCACAAAUCCUUGAAGGCUCCAAAUAUUGUGGAAGUACAAGACAGGAUCGGAACCAUCUCACUUCAUGAGGUCGUUCAGUCAAACCAGCGUGAUGUGGCAAAAUUCCUUCUAAAGAGAUCAACCAAUGGUCUAGACAUCGCAGACUGCAGCGGCUGGACUGUCCGGCAAAUGUCCAUGACCCCAAUCCGGGGAGCCAAUCCUGUCAAUGAUGUCAUCCAUGCUUAUGUUAAGGAAACAGUCAAAAAGGAGAAUCGGAACUCAAGAAGGAAUGAGGUGUGCGAAAAUUGUGGUGUAAGGGCGGGUCAUUUGGGCGAGUUGCUGCAAUGUACCAAGUGCCUUGAUGCUGUGUAUUGUGGCAAGAAAUGCCAAAUAACUCACUGGAAAGCAGCUCAUCGUAGAGAAUGUGCUGAGCGAGAGCAAAUGUUAGGGCUGAUAUGUGAGGCAGCAGAGGUGCCAGAUGACCAUACCAGUUUCAGCCACGCCACAGAAACAACGCAAUCACAGUUUCAUUGUAGGCCACCAAAAGGUCUCAAGCAGAAAGACACAUUCUGGGUUAAGAUUCAAAGUUCUAUGAAUCAAUUGAUGAUUUAUGACAAAACUCGCCACUGCAACUUCUACAUGGAUCCUAGUUCUUUGGGGUUUCAAGAUCUUUUCCAGAGUGUUGCAGACCAGGCAGCAUUUCUAGGCAAAAAGAGCUACUAUCGAGCCAAGAUCAAUGAAGAUGGUCAGUUUGUGAUCUAUCCUCACACUUCGACAGUGAAGACAUGGUAA